Molecule: messenger RNA, 3537 nt
Organism: Salarias fasciatus (jewelled blenny)
Lineage: Eukaryota; Metazoa; Chordata; Actinopteri; Blenniiformes; Blenniidae
Gene: lrfn1
Product: leucine rich repeat and fibronectin type III domain containing 1
Exons: 2
Coding region: 606-2888 (760 amino acids)
Molecular function (GO): protein binding
Source: RefSeq, a predicted model, not a curated record
AGGCAGUGUUUUCUCUGUUUUUCACCUUUGCUUUUUGUUGCUGUGAUUUACAUGACAGGUUUCUGUCUAAUUUUGCAGCCCAUUUCAGAGCGCACAGACCAUGAAAAGGUUAUCAAAAUCCUUGAGCACUGUUGACAAGCGCCCUUUUCUGGCCUUAAUUUUCCACCUUGAUGUGGGAAGCAGAACAAGACAAACACUCAGGCCAUGCUAUAUGGUGCAAAUGUACACAGCGUGCUUACCUAAUAUAGGAAAAUUAUCCUGUGAUCAAUUGAGAAAUGAUAUGCUCCAGCGGCGAAGCAGCCUGGUCGCACAAAAAACAUUCUGUUAUUUCCAUUAAAAGGCUGCAGAGACAUGGGCUUCUGACGGCAUUGGUGCAGGCUUUCAUCAUCCCAGGUGCCAUUAUUUCAGAAAAGCUCCAUUUCAUUUUGUGAUUGAUAUCUCGCUGGCAGUCUCAGAAAUCUUGUUCAGAGUCUGGAUUUUUUGCAGCAGGCUCUCAUAAAGGCUAUGAUGCUAUUUAUUAAUUCAAAGGCCUCUAUUUUUUGACUCAGUGUCUCUCCUAUUUCCCUUCAUCUGUCUCACACGCAGGACCUGGAAGCUGAUCAACAAUGGAGCGGCUGGUCGUGUGCGUGCUGCUGUGCGCCGCCCUGGUGAAGGGAUACAGCUGCCCCGGCCGCUGCAUCUGCCAGCACCUCUCCCCGACGCUCACCCUGCUCUGCGCCAAGACCGGCCUGCUGUUCGUGCCCCCCACCAUCGACCGCAAGACCGUCGAACUCCGACUCACCGACAACUUCAUCACCAUCAUCCGCAAGAAAGACUUUUUUAACAUGACCAGCUUGGUCCACCUCACCUUGUCCCGGAACACCAUCAGCCAGAUCACGCCGCACGCCUUCGUGGGCCUGCGCUCGCUGCGGGCGCUCCACAUGGACGGGAACCGCCUCAGCGUCAUCAAGAGCGACCACUUCAAAGGCCUCGUCAACCUGCGGCACCUCAUUCUCGGGAACAACCAGAUCCACCAGGUGGCGCCCACCUCUUUCGACGAGUUUGUUUCCACUAUCGAGGACUUGGAUCUUUCCAACAACAACCUGCGCAGCCUGCCGUGGGAAGCGAUAGCCAGGAUGACCAACAUUAACACGCUCACGCUGGACCACAACCUGAUCGACCACAUCGAAGCGGGGACGUUCACGCUGCUCACGAAGCUGGUCCGUCUGGACAUGACCUCCAACCGGCUGCAGAAGCUGCCGCCAGACAGCCUGUUCCAGCACGCUCAGGUCCUCUCUGAAGCCAAGGGCUCCAGCUCGUCCACCCUGGCGGUGAGUUUUGGCGGGAACCCCCUCCACUGUAACUGUGAGCUGCUGUGGCUGCGCCGGCUGACCCGGGAGGACGACCUGGAGACCUGCGCCUCGCCGGAGCACCUCAUGGACAAGUACUUCUGGUCCAUCCAGGAGGAGGAGUUCAUCUGUGACCCCCCUCUGAUCACCAAGCACCUCGCCACAAAGCCCUACGUGAUGGAAGGCCAGGGAGUGACUCUGAAGUGCAAAGCGGUGGGCGACCCGGACCCUGACAUCCACUGGCGCUCGCCCGACGGCAAGCUGGUCCACAAUAACUCCCGCACCAUCCUGUAUGACAACGGCACCCUCGAUAUUCUGAUCACCACGCUGAAGGACAGCGGGGCAUUCAGCUGCGUGGCGUCCAACGCCGCUGGCAUCGCCACAGCUGCCGUGGAGAUCAACAUGAUCCCCUUACCGCUGUUCGUUAACAACUCAGGCCACAUGCGAGAGGACCCCGGCCUCUCAGACAUCACCACCUCCUCCAAAUCUGGCAACGACACCAAGGGCUACGACAAGCAGGACAGGAGGGUGAUGGUCAACGAAGUGACCUCCUCCUCCGCCGUGAUCCGCUGGCCGUCCGAGCGCCACAUCCCUGGCAUCAGGAUGUACCAGAUUCAGUACAACAGCACGGCGGACGAUACUUUGGUGUACAGGAUGAUCCCGUCCACCAGCAAGAACUUCCUGAUCAACGACCUGGCAGCGGGGCGGGAGUACGACCUGUGCGUGCUGGCGGUGUACGACGACGGCAUCACCUCGCUGACGGCCACGCGCGUGGUCGGCUGCGUGCAGUUCCACACGGCCAACGAGGUCAGCAAGUGCCGCUUCAUGCACAGCCAGUUCCUGGGAGGCACCAUGAUCAUCAUCAUCGGCGGGAUAAUCGUGGCGUCCGUGCUGGUGUUCAUCAUCAUCCUGAUGAUCCGCUACAAGGCCUACAGCAGCCCGGAGGACGGCAAGGCCAAGGUCAGCGCCAGCAUGCACUCCCAGACCAGCGGCAGCCAGCAGCGGCUGCAGCGCUCCGCCUCCAAGCAGCCGUCCGACGAGGGCCAGCGCGAGGCCGGGGCCGGGGCCCCGAAGGAGUGCAUGGCGCUGGUGCUGCGGGUGGAGAGCGAGAAGAAGGAGGACGCCGCGUCCACCACCGCCAUCUUGGAGGUGGAGCUGCCGACGCUGUCCGCGGACAAGCUGAAGAGGAGAACCAGCCUGGACGCGCAGCGGUCCGGCCCCCCCUCCGAGGACACGCAGACGGACAGCAGCCUGACGGGCUCCACCAUGUCCCUGUGCCUCAUCGGCCCCAACGCCGGCUCCAAGGAGGCCCCCAGGCUCAAGGACAAGAAGAGCGCCCUGGCCAACAUGGGGCUGCUCCCCAACGAGCUGGCACGAACUAGGCACAGAUUCUCUUUUGACGGUGGGGAUUACUCCAUAUUUCAGAGUCAUAGUUACCCACGCAGAGCGAGGACGAGGUGGCACAAGUCCACCAACCAGCUCGACGUGGAGUCGUCGCCGCUCGCCAACAGGAGAGUCACGUUCAGCAGCACCGAGUGGAUGCUGGAGAGCACAGUCUGAGGGAAGCAGCGUCGCCAAAAAAAAUGGCCCAGCCACACGCAGACAUACACAUGUAAAAACACAGAUAUGUCUACAUGCCAUUUAACACGCUGUCCCCUGCACACACAAGCACAUGUACGUCCACAUGCAAACUUUCUGUGAGUUGCUGGAGAAGAACACAGUCCGUCUCUCUUUCAUCCUGCCUCCCCGUCAUACUCCCAGAGAGGUUUGUUGGCCAUGUCCUUUCUUUAUGCAGCAGUGCCUUAUUCUUUGAAAAAAAAAAGGAGGAAAAAAAAGAUGUACGAAUGGAGGAUGCUGCUCACUGUAGUCAUAAACCUUCCUCUCUGUCAUUGCGUCCCGUCUCGACAAAUGGGAAGCGUUAACGUUGGAUUUUUAGUUCUCUCCUUCUUUCGGUGACAUGCCAAGGGGGGGAGGGGGUGUGGCGUCUGGAUGUGACUGUUUAAUUGCUACAAAACAAACACAAAAAAAAAAAGAAAAAACUUCAUCAUAACUGUAAAGUGAUCAGCCAGGUAUCCUGUUAUGUCAAUCAUGUUUUGGGUUCUUUCAGAAAAAAAAAAACAAAAAAAAAAAAAACAAAAAAACUUUUGCACAGAAGACACGAGAUACAAGGACCAGUAUCACCACCAGUCUAUACAAUAAUAACAAUAAU